AUGUAUGAGUUGACCCUUGCAACACAAAGCGUGCUGAAGAUUGCCCAGAUUUGUAUUCAAACAGUCUUUGAACAAUUCGGAAAAGAGAAAAUUACGGUUCAAUUCAUACCCAUUGCAGGGGAGGAGCAGAAUAAGAACUCUUCCAACAAUAACAAACGUAAAAGAGAAAAUGGAGCUAUGGAAGAGAACUAUGCUGUUGGUCUGAUUAGGAUGAAAAUUAUUCAAAAUGAAGAAGAGAAAAAGAAGAACAGCAUACGACGAUUCGAGGAGUCUCUGCAGGAAAUUCUCAAGGUGGGCUCUCAUGCAGGAAGAAUGAUAACAAUCCUAACAAAGGACAAGCAACUUCUCAUGAAUGGGUCUGAUUCUGCUAUUGGGCAAGACAAAAUUUUGGAAUUAUUCAGGGCAACAUCAUUGGUCAAUGAGAACCAAGUAUACUUGGAUCUACUUGUUUGCGAAGAUCACGAUUUGAUGGUUCAUUUAGUGUUGUUGGGUCAGUCCUUUCUUGAAACAAUGGACCUCAUAAGAAAAGAAUUGUUAACUUUGGGAAUGUUCUCUUCAUACUUUACUUUUGAGAAUCACUUCAAUCAGGAGGAGCUCCAUGGAGUGAACUCCUCAAGUUGGACCUCUGAAAAACUUACAGUAACAAGUCUUCAGCCAGAAAUUGUGAAAACGCAUUUGAGUGCUUUCAUUCAUGUUGAAUAUGCAUCACCAUCCACCGUACAACCCUUGCAUGACAAAGAGAAUAAUAAGAAUCGAAUUCAGUUAUUAACGAGUUUGAGUAAGAAUGGAGAAAUUCUUUGCCAAGACGCAAGACAAGAGAUGAUUAUGGGUAGAGUGAAGGGAAAGAACAGAACAUGCGAGUUGAGUAUUUCGAGUGAGCCAAAUACAAUAUCUUUUAAUGAGACAGCUUGGGAACGCAAGUCGCUUUCAUUUCCUCAGAAAAUGUCAACGCUCGCUCUACCAGAGAGCAACAACCUCAGCAAUUUUGGACUUCAAAUUUCGAUAGAUUCUUUCGACGAGAGUUGUUUAAUAAUAGAACUUCCAAAGGUCCGCUCAAUUAACUCCUCACUUCGAUCGAUCUAUAUAGCUUUUAACAUUGAAACAACCUGUAAAACGAAAUGCAAACUAAUCAAAGCCAUGUUUCAAUCACUCUCGCUUGCCUUGCUUGAAUGUGCUAAAUUACACUUGCCACACAGCUUUUUCAACAAGAAUGAAAAGCGACAAUCUGUAAUGACACAAUACUACAUUCCUCUGGUAGCUGAUUCUAUAAGUGGCAUUGUACAACAUUCCCAAAACCAUGCAUUUAAAGGUGAUUGUCUUAAGCUUUUACAAAUAGACUCCCUUGACGAGAUUUCAUCAAAAAUCCAGCAGUUACUUCUCGCCAAAACCAAUUCUUCCGUGCAGCAGCAAUAA
This is a messenger RNA of Naegleria fowleri, 1413 nucleotides long. RefSeq lists its product as uncharacterized. The record is from RefSeq and is a predicted model, not a curated record. NCBI's taxonomy places the organism in Eukaryota, Heterolobosea, Eutetramitea, Acrasida, Naegleriidae. The coding region runs from base 1 to 1413 and encodes 470 amino acids. The transcript is spliced from 3 exons.